AAAUUCAAGCAAAAUUGAACAAGCUAUUUCGAAUUCCAUUCAAAAAUAUUCAAAACCAAACCCAACAUAUUGAAAUUGCUGAAGAUCAAACUCUAUUCAAAAAUGUUCAAGACCAAAUUCAACAUAUUGAAAUAACAAAGAAUCAAAUUCCAUUUAAAGUUAUUCAAGAUCAAACCCAAAAUAUUGAAAUUACAAAGAAUAUAACUACCAAUAUUUUCAAGUUUCAUAAUUCUGGAAAUGCUAAAAUUAUAUUUAAAUAG
Molecule: messenger RNA, 260 nt
Organism: Dentiscutata heterogama
Lineage: Eukaryota; Fungi; Glomeromycota; Glomeromycetes; Diversisporales; Gigasporaceae
Source: the annotation of a GenBank genome assembly